Suricata suricatta (meerkat) is the source of this 2687-nucleotide messenger RNA. RefSeq names its product beta 3-glucosyltransferase (gene B3GLCT). Bases 378 to 1808 code for a protein of 476 amino acids. Gene Ontology annotation, cellular component: membrane. Gene Ontology annotation, molecular function: acetylglucosaminyltransferase activity. The transcript is spliced from 15 exons. NCBI's taxonomy places the organism in Eukaryota, Metazoa, Chordata, Mammalia, Carnivora, Herpestidae. The record is from RefSeq and is a predicted model, not a curated record.
CUUUGGCAGUUUCUUAAGACAACAGUGACGUUUGCCUCGUUGACUGAUUCUUCCUUUCACAAGUGAUUGCUCUGUGGCGUGUGAUGCUGUUUGAGAGCAUUUCACCCACGGAGCAGAUUCCGUCUCGGGAAACCACGCUCCUGGCUCAGCCGUGAGACCCAGUCCUCGCCUGAUCACCCUCCAUCAGGAGAUCACAGCAAUGCCCCCCGCCUUCAGGCCCCACUUCCGGUUCUGGUUCUCUCGCUGUUUCCACCACAUCCGCCGUGACUGCCUCCACGGACGUCCUCAGCCCCCAAAGUCAUCCCCGGGGGUGGGAAUCGGCUUCUGCCAAACGCCUGCAAAUGUUGAAAUUUUGACCUCUUCUCCAUGAAUCAUGAAUGUUCUUAAUGACAUCUAGAAUGAAUUUGGAGAAAGAUGGUAUCUCAAGGAAGAGUGACCUAGAUUUAAAAGGAAUUGUAUUUGUCAUCCAGAGUCAAAGUAAUUCUUUUCAUGCAAAAAGAGCAGAACAGUUAAAACAAAGCAUCUUAAAGGAAGCUGCAAAUCUUACACAGGAACUCCCCAGAGUCCUCCUUCUUCAUCAGCUGUCUAAGCAGGAGGGUGCAUGGACCAUACUUCCAUUGCUGCCACACUUUUCUGUAACGUAUAGCAGAAAUUCAUCAUGGAUUUUCUUCUGUGAAGAAGAGACGAGAAUACAAAUUCCAGAACUCUUAGAAACACUCAGAAGAUAUGACCCAUCCAAGGAAUGGUUUUUAGGAAAAGCAUUACACGAUGAAGAGUCUACAAUAAUUCACCAUUAUGCCUUUUCUGAAAAUCCUACCAUUUUUAAAUAUCCAGACUUUGCUGCUGGCUGGGCUCUUAGUAUGCCACUCGUAAACAAGCUUACCAAGAGGUUGAGGAGUGAAUCUCUGAAAUCCGACUUUACAAUAGAUUUAAAACAUGAGAUUGCUCUCUACAUCUGGGACAAAGGGGAGGGGCCUCCCCUCACGCCAGUGCCUGAGUUUUGUACAGAUGCUGGGAACUCCCACUGCGCUACCAUGUUCCAUUCUUUUCUACCACUUUGUGGAAAUCCAGUGAAGAAAGAGGAUAUAUUUUUUGCAGUAAAAACAUGCAAGAAAUUUCAUGGUGAUAGAAUCCCCAUUGUAAAGCAGACCUGGGCAGGACAGGCACGUCUCAUUGAAUACUACAGUGAUCGCGCAGAAAGUUCUAUUCCUACAGUAGAUCUGGGGAUUCCUAAUACAGAUAGAGGUCAUUGUGGAAAGACAUUUGCCAUUUUGGAAAGGUUUUUGAAUCACAGCCAUGACAAAAUAGCAUGGUUAGUCAUUGUGGAUGAUGACACGUUAAUAAGAGACCCUGUAGGCUGGCGUGACUCACAGGACAUGAGACCCAGCACUGCCAUCGUGGCCUCACCUCUGACUUUGGCCCCUGCUUUCGUGUUUUUCCAGUGGCAUUCUCUCAAGGAAGACAUGGCAUGCACAAGUUCCUGCCUCAGAGACCUAAUGGUCUUCAGCAGAGCAGCCAUCAGGAGACUUCUCGCCAGUAAGUGUCGCUGCUACAGCAAUGACGCUCCCGACGAUAUGGUCCUGGGGAUGUGCUUUGGUGGGUUGGGAAUCCCUGUGACACACAGCCCUCUCUUCCAUCAGGCCCGGCCCGUGGAUUAUCCGAGGGACUAUCUUUCUCACCAGGUUCCCAUAUCUUUUCAUAAACACUGGAACAUCGAUCCGGUAAAGGUGUAUUUCACGUGGCUGGCACCCAGUGAGGAAGACAAAGCCAGGCAGGAGACACAGAAAGGCUUUAAGGAAGAGCUAUAAAGCCGGCUGGCGUGUUGCACAGUUGGUUCCGACGGGACUGGAGGCUGCCAUCGUCCUGUGAGCUGGGAUCACAUUGCUUCCAUGUGCCUCAUGGCGUCGGGAGCCUCUGACUUUAGGUGGAAAUGAUGUCUGUGGUAUUUUUGGAGGGGGGGGGGAGAAACAGAGUCACAGGGGAAACAGAUUUUUUUUCUGGGAAAAAUCACUUGCUUUUGCAUUAUGCGGUUAUUGUAAUAUACAAUGAUGACUGUAUUUUUCAAGCUGUGAUAACAGCAGCUUUAUUACUGUCACAGAAAAAUAAACGGUACCAGAAAUCUCCUUCCUGUCUUCUCUUCAUUAAAAAGUGUCAGAUAAGCAGGAGACUGGCAAGACAUGACUGUGUUUAUAUAUAUACUAUAUACAUAUAUAUAUUCUAAAUGUACUAUAUAUAUACACACACUCUAUAUAGAAGAGGCAACAUGUUGACUUGGGAAUCACCAUGAUGUAAACUUCAUAAUCGUAUUAGUAAUGAUGAAAAUUAUUUUCUGGUUAUUCAGUAGGAAUAAUGCUGUAUUAAAUAUCAUACAUCAAACAUCAUAAAAGUCUAGAUACGAAGUCCCCUGUAGUCCAUAAUCAUGGUUGUUAGGUUUUAUCUACUUUUCUGUGUGUGCCUCAUAAAAAGAAUGAGGAGCCUUCUCGAGCUUUCUAUUUCUUUCUUUAGAGGUUCAUCUGUUCUAUUUCUCCCCAAGCUCUAUCUUUAUGACCUACUUGUACCACAGAAGUGUACUGGAUACCGCCAGAAAACAGUGUUCUCAAUAUGUAAAAACAAUGUUGUCGGGCUUUAUUCAAGUCCGUGAGCUCUGUGUAAGUCUCAGGAAGUGAAUUAAAUUAAUUUGUAUCUGA